Fomitopsis serialis is the source of this 1104-nucleotide messenger RNA. RefSeq lists its product as uncharacterized. Bases 367 to 1017 code for a protein of 216 amino acids. The record is from RefSeq and is a predicted model, not a curated record. NCBI's taxonomy places the organism in Eukaryota, Fungi, Basidiomycota, Agaricomycetes, Polyporales, Fomitopsidaceae. The transcript is spliced from 3 exons.
GCCAGUAUGAUGCUGCCGUGACUCGUUCGCAGCGCGUUCCUAAUUGUUGGAUUAAUCUGUAAUAAGGAUAAUCAUUAUUACCUCCUGAUGUGUGGCUUUAUAGGGCCUUCUGUGUGGGAUUAGAAUACUACUUACGUGUCAGAGUGCGCGGAUCUUUGGACCUUCUAGCCCUGAUGUAGAACAAGUUGACAGUUGGUCGGCAGGCACAAGCGUGUAUGAUGGACGUACGGCGCUAUUACGAGAAACAGCACAGCAUCUGAGUGAGGGAUAGACCUGCUCAGUAUCCUUUCCUGCGCCGCUCCGCCUUGCACAGUUCGUCUGUCUUCCUCUUUUCAUCUGGUCUGCCCAGGCUUGCAUGCCUGUUUCAUGCGAGCGCGCCAGGAUCGUCUUCUCUCAUUAAUGGCUUUGUCUUCACCUUGUAACGCUUUGAAAUCUUUGAUUGUUGUAUUGUUCUUGAUUUUGACCGGUGCACGGGCCGCUCAGGCUGGCACGCCGACGAACAGGACGAUUGACGACUACUACGGCGAUUCCGCCACCGGUGUAACACCGACAUACUCGACUGGCUGGAACUACGGUCCUGGGUGCUCAGUUUGCCUCAUCCAGCCAGUACCAGGCGAGACAUUCGACCAGUCGUGGCACGAUGUUACGGCAUCGCCGACCGACCCCGCGCCAAAGAUUAUAACACUCUCCUUCACCGGCACUGCAGUCUGGGUCUACGGGGUUGUGCCAAAUUAUGUCGCAUCUGCAACGACGUUUGUCAAUGUCAGCUUCGAGUUAGAUGGGGAGUCGGUGGGCUUGUAUACGCACGCGCCUUCACAGUCGACCGACUACAUGUACAACGUCACCCUCUACAGCAACACGGCAUUGGCGAAUGGACAGCACACGCUGGUGAUGACGCCUCAGCGUGAAUCAAGCCCGUCAUAUUUGGCGUUCGAUUGGGCACAAUACACGCUACGUCAACUGCUGGAACGACCAGCUCUCAGGCUACCGUACCUUCCCCUUCUGGUCCCUCAGUGACCACUUCAGUAUCCUUAUCGUCCAAACGCACACCCGUAGGGGCCAUCGUAGGCGGGGUUGUCGGCGGACUCGGCCUGUUCGCAAUUA